AUGAGGUUUCCCGAUUACUUUCUUCAACGAGAAGACUAUUUCGCCGGGAAGUUCCACGAGUUCGGGAUAUUGAAUGUUAGUUCUGUGAGGGAACUAAAAACAGCUGUUGGCAAAAGCAGACUUUACAUCGUGCCACGAGCCACUGUCUUGCAGGAAACCUCACCACCCUCAGCCAUGUCCCAGAAUUCAUUCCCACCACUCUCUGCAGCUCCAGCAGCAGAUGAGACCUCACAGGUGGCUAAGGAAAAUGUGGUUUCAGAUCAGGUGGCAUCCACAUCCUCUGCCAUAUCCAUGGUUUCAUUCCCACCACUCUCAAUUGCUCCAGUACAAGAUGAGACCGCCCCUUUGGCUGAGAGUACCCAAGCUCAAAGUGUGGUUGCAAAUCGGGCUCUUCAAGAAUGGCAAGCAAUACGUGCCCAGCAAGACCAGGAAUAUAAUGACAAUUUGUUGGUGGAUCAGGAGAAGGAGAGGAAGAAACUAGCCUAUCAGGCCUGUGAGGAAAGGCGUCAAAAGGCUAUUGAAGCAAGACAUCAGCGUCUAUCUGCAUGUGAGGUACCCUCUGAUGGGGUGUUGAUCAAAUUUAAAUAUCCAGAUGGACACCUCAACAUGAGGAAAUUCAGCUUGUGUGAGCCAAUUCAGUGGGUUGUCAAACGUCACUGGUGUAACACUGUUGUACCAAUCUUUGUGGUACAUGAAGCCACAUCAUCAAGAUCAAUUGAGAGCAGUUCCGCCGGGUCAAUAAUUGAUCAUGGCAUAAAACCAUCCUCAACUCUUUACGUACUUUGGUUUUCAAAUCACCAUGUACAGGAAAUUCUCUCAGGUCAACAAAAUGAUGGAGCUCAUGCCCUAAACCAUACAUCUCCUGGUCAGUCGUCGCUGUCUGAGCCCUCAACCCAGCAAAGUCUCUCUGUGCCCUCUCUCCAGUCUGAGCCCUCAACCCAGCCAAGUCUCUCUGUGACCUCCACCCACUCACUGCUGUUUGAGCCCUCUCUCCAGCCUCUGCCAUCUGAGAACUCUAUCCAGCCAUCGCUCACUCUGAUCUCACAACCGCAAGAAAUCCUGACUGAUGAAGAACCAUCACUCCCUCCUUCACCUGUCCAGGAACCAAUCAUUGAUCUUGAUGAACAAGAGGAGACGGUUUCACAAAAUCAGUCUCCUGUAUCAACACAUCACCUUAGAGGACCUGUGGAUGAGAUUGAUCUACAGACCAUAUUGAAAAAACUGGUCAGCAAAGUAGAUGACUGCUUCUCUCCAACAAGCAACCAAAUAAAUGUGUGCAGGGACAAUGUUUUACCAUGUAGCCUGCGGGCGUUUAAACGGAAGUCCUUCGACCCUGAAGCAAGACUGGAUGUUGUCUUUGUGGAUGAAGAUGACAAUGGUGAAGGGGCAGUUGACGAAGGCGGCCCGACCAGAGAGUACCUAAGGCUGUUGAUGAGGGCCGUCCACCAAUCAAACAUCUUCGAUGGACAUGAGAAAGACCGGCAGUUGCGUCUUGAUACGCAAGCUUUACAGAGUAAACUGUACACCUGGGUGGGGAAAAUGAUAGCUGUGUGCAUCAUUCAUGGAGGAGUUGGUCCGCAUUUCUUCUCGGAAAGGCUUUUCCGGCAAAUCUGUGGAAUAGAAACGACCCCGGCCACGGUCGAUGAAGUUGGCGACCAUACUUUUAGGGAGCAGUUGAUGAAAUGUACAACUAUUGACAUGUAA
Molecule: messenger RNA, 1704 nt
Organism: Limanda limanda (common dab)
Lineage: Eukaryota; Metazoa; Chordata; Actinopteri; Pleuronectiformes; Pleuronectidae
Exons: 12
Coding region: 1-1704 (567 amino acids)
Molecular function (GO): ubiquitin-protein transferase activity
Source: RefSeq, a predicted model, not a curated record